Messenger RNA from Cryphonectria parasitica EP155, 1608 nucleotides. RefSeq names its product FAD/NAD(P)-binding domain-containing protein. The record is from RefSeq and is a predicted model, not a curated record. NCBI's taxonomy places the organism in Eukaryota, Fungi, Ascomycota, Sordariomycetes, Diaporthales, Cryphonectriaceae. The transcript is spliced from 4 exons. The coding region runs from base 1 to 1608 and encodes 535 amino acids.
AUGGAUCUCGACACGGACGUCCUCAUCAUCGGCGCCGGUCUGUCAGGACUCGGCUUCGCGAUUCAGCUACAAAAGACAUACGGCACCACCACCUGCAAGUUUGAGAUUAUAGAAAAGUCGGAUUCGGUUGGCGGCACGUGGUGGUUGAAUUCCUACCCAGGCUGUGGCUGUGAUGUUCCCUCGCACUUCUACUCCUACUCAUGGGCCCUUAACCCAAAUUGGACCCGCAAGUACGCCCUUCAGCCGGAAAUUCACGCCUACCUAGGUGACCUCGCCACCAGGUACGACAUAGAAAGACACACCCGCCUCCACACCGCCGUGCAAGGAGCCGUCUGGGACGAGCAGACAGCCACAUGGCUCGUCACUCUUUGUGACCAAGUCACGGGCGAGACAGCCAAGAGACGGUGCAAGGUCCUCGUCUCCGCGGUGGGGUCUCUGUCCGUGCCUCGAGAGUGUGAGAUUCCGGGAGCAGACAAGUUCCAAGGAAGACUGUUCCACACUGCAAGGUGGGAUCAUGACUUUGACUGGGCGGGUAAGGACGUCGUCAUCAUAGGAAACGGCUGCAGCGCCACACAGAUCGUGCCCAGUAUCAGCGAAGGAGGAGACACGCAAGCAGUACACAAGGUCACGCAGUUCAGCCGCCAGGCACACUGGCUCUCACCACGCCAACAGUUCGAGUACUCAACCAUUUUCAAACUCACCAUGCGUUGGGUGCCGUUUGCGAUGCGGGUCUAUAGGGCGUGGCUGUACUACGAGAAGGAGGUUGAUUUUUUGGGCUACCGGAUGAACAAAGGAGGUGCUGGCGUGAGAGCAGGCUGGACAAAAACGGCAGCAGAGUACAUCCGUGCCAACGCACCCGAGAAAUAUCGCGAGUUUCUUGUGCCGACAACCGAGGUUGGGUGCAAGAGAAGGGUGAAUGAUACGGACUACCUGGCUGCGUUGCACAGGGACAAUGUUGAGCUGGUGUAUGAUGACCCUGUCGAGGAGAUCGUUAGGGAGGGAGUGGUGACAAGGUCGGGCCGGUUUGUUGGUGCGGAUGCAGUGGUGCUGGCGAAUGGGUUUCAGACCAAGAAGAUGUUGUUCCCGAUGGAGAUUGUCGGGAGGGGAGGUGUCAGUCUGCAUGAACACUGGACCAGCGUGAGCGAGGGCGUGCCCUCUGCAUACUUUGGCACAUGUGUCUCGAAUGCGCCCAACUUCUUCAUGCUCAUGGGUCCCAACUCGGUCAGUGGGCACGUGUCUGUUGUUUAUACCAGCGAGUGCCAGACCAACUUUAUCCUGCGCAUGAUCAGGCCCAUCAUGUCGAGGCUUGAAGAACAACACCGUCAGCAGCAAGCCUCCUGCAGGAAGACGGACGUCGUGGCGGUGAAGCCCGAGGCGGAGAGGCGGGAUCUCGAGGAGACGCAGACGAGGGCAAAAGAGCUGGUGUGGGCGUCCGGGUGCACGAGCUGGGGGGUGGACGAGGUGACGGGUCGAAACUUUGCCAUGUAUCCGGACUGGCAGUUUGUGUUUUGGUUUAGAAGCUUCUGGAUCAGGUGGCGAGACUUUUCACUGUGGACUACGUCGUCGGGAGGAUAUGGAAAGGGCAAGUCCAAGUCGAAGACGGUCUGA